GAAAGACAAAAAAAAAAAGAAAAAAGAAAAUUGAAAACCGAAAAAGAAAGCAAGCGCUUUUACGUAUCUGCGGCGUGGACUUUUUUCACUGAACUCGUUUCAGAUCCGCAAACCAAAGACAAAAAGCAAAAUGGAAGCUUAGAAAUACAGAACCCAGAGAAGCAAAAGGCAGGUUUUUUUUUUUUUUUUGGUUUUAGUUUGAUGUUUUAAUGGCUGAGAGCCAAGAGCAAAAGCCAUCAUCUAAACCGUCGAAAACGGUGAUGUCUCAACGGCCGACGAUUACUCUCCCACCACGGCCUUUCACGGAGGCCUUAUUCAACGGUGGACCAGGCUUGAUGGGCUUUAGCCCAGGUCCCAUGACGCUUGUUGCCAACUUCUUCUCUGACACCGACGAGUUUAGGUCCUUUUCUCAGCUACUUGCUGGUGCCAUGGCCUCGCCGGCAACUGCAGCAGCCAUCCAAAGACCGAACUUUCCUCCUACUACGACAGAAGAGCAGGCUGAUGUCAGCGGCGCUGAAAUUGGAGCUAACACAGGGUUGCGGUUCAGGCAGAAUAAGCCGGCUGGUUUGGUGAUAGCGCAACCGCAGCCUAUGUUUACGGUGCCACAAGGGUUGAGCCCGCCGAACUUGUUGGAGUCUCCAGGGUUUAGUGUGUUUUCUCCUGGUGCCCAGGGACCUUUUGGAAUGACACACCAGCAGGCCCUAGCUCAGGUCACUGCCCAGGCUGCACAAGCCCAUUCACAUAUGCAAACCCAGGCUGAAUGUUCAUCAGCACCUGCUGCAUCUUUGGCACAGGUUUCAUCUUUUACUGCCAGUACGACCACAAACCAGCAGAUGCUAACCACAUUGCAAGACUCCAGUGUUGCUAUGAAGAAACCAUCAGAUGUAUCUCAAUCCGAUCAGAGAUCCCAACCUGUUUCAUUUAUAGUUGAUAAGCCUGCCAAUGAUGGCUACAACUGGCGAAAGUAUGGGCAGAAACAGGUAAAAGGCUGUGAAUUUCCUAGAAGUUAUUAUAAGUGCACGCAUCCUGGUUGUCCCGUCAAGAAGAAGGUUGAGAGAUCACUGGAUGGCCAAGUCACUGAAAUCAUCUACAAAGGACAGCACAACCAUCAACCUCCUCAGUCGAAUAAACGUGCAAAAGAUAGUGGAAGCUUAGAUGGAAAUCCAAAUAAUCAAGUAAAUUCUGAAUCAGCUUCCCAACUUCAGAGUGGCAACUUGAACAUAAUUAAAGAACGGACAUCUGGUUAUUCAACGUCUAAGAGGGACCGGGAAUCUAGCCAAGCUACAGCUGAACAUCUUUCCGGGACGAGUGACAGUGAGGAAGCAGGUGACAAUGAAACUGGUGCAGAUGAAAAAGAUGAAGAUGAACCUGAGCCCAAAAGACAAAGUACAGAAAUUAGGGUUUCAGAGCCAGCUUCUUCACAUAGGACUGUUACAGAACCUAGAAUUAUUGUGCAGACAACAAGCGAAGUUGAUCUCUUGGAUGAUGGCUAUAGGUGGCGCAAGUAUGGACAGAAAGUUGUCAAAGGCAAUCCUUAUCCAAGAAGCUACUAUAAAUGUACAACCCCAGGAUGCAAUGUCCGUAAGCAUGUUGAGAGGGCUUCAGCAGAUCCCAAGGCUGUUAUAACAACAUACGAGGGAAAACAUAAUCAUGACGUACCAGCUGCCAGAACUAGCAGCCACAACACAGCCAACACUAAUGCAUUACAAGUAAGAACGCAGAAUAUAGAAACUGUGAAGCAUGCUAUAAAUAACAGGGCAGAUUUUGGGAGCAAUAGUCAACAGCCUGUAGCACGUUUACAGUUAAAAGAAGAGCAGAUAACAUAAUUUCUUCGAGUUGCAGCUAUGGAAGGGGAAGAAUCACGAGUACACUACAGCAUGGAAAUUUACCAUGUAUCAGUCAAAUUCUGUUUUAUUUGCCUAAGUUUGUAUUUCACACUCAAGGCUGAUGUUUUAAUGGAGGCCAUCAACCCAACUGAUAUGAUAUACAAAAGAAAAAACAAACAUAAGAAAGAAGUCAGUUUGGAACAAACUCACUUGGAUUGAAUUAGGAGGCAAUGUUGUAUGUAAACUAGUUUAGUUGGCAUAUUGUAUUUUAAUUAUGUUAUUCCAUGCAUUCUUUUGUACAUGGAAAUACUGAAUUAAUGUUGUUUCAUAUGAUCGUUGGCCGAUAAUGUAUGGAUCUCAAAAAUCUUUAUGAUAUA
Molecule: messenger RNA, 2203 nt
Organism: Durio zibethinus
Lineage: Eukaryota; Viridiplantae; Streptophyta; Magnoliopsida; Malvales; Malvaceae
Product: putative WRKY transcription factor 3
Biological process (GO): regulation of DNA-templated transcription
Molecular function (GO): DNA-binding transcription factor activity; sequence-specific DNA binding
Source: RefSeq, a predicted model, not a curated record